Ciona intestinalis (vase tunicate) is the source of this 1183-nucleotide messenger RNA. The record is from RefSeq and is a predicted model, not a curated record. Lineage: Eukaryota; Metazoa; Chordata; Ascidiacea; Phlebobranchia; Cionidae.
UAACUCAUUCGUUUUUAGGAGUAUAAACUUGACAUACGAAGCGAUCUUGGCCAGCAUAUGAAUACAGCAGAGCUGGCAUUGCGAACACUGACGCUAAAACCGAGCAGUAAGCGCCGGAGAACGCUGGGCAAGCACUCGGCUCGUCAAACUCCGACUUCAGAUCAUAAAGUUUCGUUCAUUAAAUCACUUGGUCAAGCGACGGAGGGGGAAAUGCCGAUUGAAUUGCUUCAUUUUUAUAAAUAUCUACAGGCGUUUGGUGUACAAGAAGGGUAUCCUCUCAUACAAAACGAUUUGAGAUUUUACAUCGAAGUUUCAAAGUUUCUCGCUUCUUUUCAUGAGCAUCACGACUUGAUCACUUUGAAGAGAAAAAUUAUGAGCAUCCGGGAUUGUUUUAUUGAUUCGCAAAUGCAACCUACCCUACAGAUUGACAUAAAAACUGGCACGGCGGAGAGAUUCCGAAGAGCCGCAGACGCAUUUUGCUGUGAUAAAGGUCGUGAACCACACGUUCCUACUUUAUUCGACGACGCACAACACACUGUGUUUAACGAACUGUUGCCGUUCUGGGCUGGAUUUGUAACUGCAAUGUCACCGAGUGAGCGCGAAGGAAAAAGACCAGUUCUUAAAUCGGAGCGCAUGCACAAGCGUAGACUAGAAGCGUUUUUAAGAAGCACAAGCCCCAAAGUCGAGUUCGACAUCCCGCAUUCGCAACCAAGGUUCGACAUGAAAGGAAUUGAAUUCACUUUUUCAGUCAAUACAGGAAUCCAGUGGAAGGCUUGGAGUGAAGCCUCGUCCAGCAGAUCGAGCACACCACCGCUUACUGGUAUCAUUGAGGUAGUGAAGGCCCCACCAACAUCCCAAAAGAGAAUUGUUCGAAGGUCGGGAUUUACAAUCCGUAAGCUACGCACAAGUCAUGCAGACAACAUCACCGGAAUCAACACGACACAUCAACAGCGGACAAAUACUGUGAAACAAACAAAUGAAACCCCAAAAGAAAAGGCACGGCUGCCCCCGAAACAUGUUCCCGUUGCACAACCACCAUCAGUGAGCUAUACAACAUCGGUGUGCUGAAGAGACAAUCGUACAUGCAACAUACUGAUAAUGAACGUUUUAUAUUUGCGCCCUUACCUAUAAAGCUAUCAUAUGAUUCUAAGUUCCUGAAAAGUAACUAUAGACAGCAAUGCGU